AUGGAUCCUCCACUAGUGAACGAUUCCUCCUUCUCUGCAGCCAAUCCUUCCUCUUACACUCUCUCCGAGAUUUGGCCUUUCCCUGUAAACGACGCCGUUCGCUCCGGUCUCCGUUUAGCUGUCAAUCCCGGUCGAAACUUCACUCGCUCUGUGCUAGUCGAACAUCCCGGCAAUAAAGACGUCUCCGCGGCCGAGGAAUCUACUGUCACCGACUUAACUGCUGGCUGGGGAGGAAGAAAGACUAGAGAUUUGAACUCCGAAGACGAUUCCUCAAAGAUGGUUUCUUCCAGCAGCAGCGGUAAUGAAUUGAAAGAAUCGGGUGGUGAUAAGAAAAGAAAGAUGUGUGGAUCUGAAAGUGGAAAUGGGGAAGGUUCGGUGAGACCUGAAGGGGAAACAAGUUCGGGUGGUGGAAGCAAAGCAAAUGAACAGAAGAACAAACCGGAGCCGCCAAAGGAUUAUAUCCAUGUGAGAGCAAGAAGAGGACAAGCUACUGAUCGGCAUAGUCUAGCUGAGCGAGCUAGAAGAGAAAAGAUCAGUGAGAAAAUGACAGCUCUUCAAGAUAUAAUUCCAGGAUGUAAUAAGAUAAUCGGAAAAGCUCUUGUGCUCGAUGAGAUUAUCAAUUAUAUACAGUCAUUGCAGCGGCAAGUUGAGUUUCUGUCAAUGAAGCUAGAAGUUGUUAACUCAAGUGCGGCUACCGGAGUAUUUCCUUCCGGGGAUCUUGGGACUUUACCUAUUGACGUUCAUCGGAAUAUAUAUGAGCAACAAGAAGCUAACGAACCACGAGGAUCUCAUCCGGAGUGGCUCCAUAUGCAGGUUGAUGGGAACUUUAACCGGAGCACAUAA
Microthlaspi erraticum is the source of this 843-nucleotide messenger RNA. NCBI's taxonomy places the organism in Eukaryota, Viridiplantae, Streptophyta, Magnoliopsida, Brassicales, Brassicaceae. The record is from the annotation of a GenBank genome assembly.